Messenger RNA from Gracilinanus agilis (Agile Gracile Mouse Opossum), 1762 nucleotides. It is a transcript of the gene IL3RA, whose product is annotated as interleukin 3 receptor subunit alpha. The record is from RefSeq and is a predicted model, not a curated record. Gene Ontology annotation, cellular component: external side of plasma membrane. The coding region runs from base 1 to 1281 and encodes 426 amino acids. Gene Ontology annotation, biological process: cytokine-mediated signaling pathway; immunoglobulin mediated immune response. Gene Ontology annotation, molecular function: protein binding; cytokine receptor activity. NCBI's taxonomy places the organism in Eukaryota, Metazoa, Chordata, Mammalia, Didelphimorphia, Didelphidae. The transcript has 11 exons.
AUGGUAGCCUCCACUAACAAGACCACUGGACAACAGUUCUUCACAGUUUCUCCUAUACUGAACCUGUCAACAGAAGCAGCCAUGAAGGCUAAAGGACACACUGCCCUUGAUGCAUUCCCCUGUCGUUGGGGGGAGAAUGCAGACCAGCUCUGGCUAGGGGCUAAUGAGAUCGCUUCAGGUUCACCAAUUGAAAACAUAACUAUAGACUUGAAGAAAAUGGAGCUAAGAUGGACCAAUGUGGAGAAUGUGGAAAUCAUCGACUGUUCUGUUAAAGUCCUCUCAAAAAAGAAAUAUACAACACCGGCAAAAGAGAACAAGACUUGUGAACUCUCUGGAUUCCACAGUUGGUGCCAUGGGGCAGAGUUUCAAAUAAACGGAUUUGCUGGGAAAAGUUUUUCAAAAAUAUUCCAUCUUCCCCAAAGAGGUAAAGAAGGAAACACUGAAGAAAAAGUAACCUGUCAGGUUUAUGAAGCAAAAUUCAUGAACUGCAAUUGGACAGUAAGGAAAAUUCCAAGAGACAUCAAUUAUCGAUUUUUUUACUCAUCAGAAGAAGGGAAAUUUGUGGAUAAAGAAUGUCCAUGGUACAAAAAGGAUUCUAAAGGAAGAAAUGUUGGGUGUCAUUUUGAUGACAUUUCAGGAUUUGAGUACUCUAAGUUGUAUCAUGUCCUAGUGAAUGGAACCAGCAAUGGCACAGAAGUCCAGUGUAACGAUGACUAUAUUAUAUUAAAUGAUAUUGAAAUAAUUGAGCCACCAAAUAUCAACAUAAACUGCAGAAAUUUUAGUUGUUACAUGCAUUGGAGCCUGCCCAAAUCAACACAAUUAUUCAAGCGUGAAUUUGAAUAUCAGCUUGAUAUCCGAAAGGACAAUGAGACGAGUUACAAUUUAAAGAUAGAAAAUGUAAGAAAUUAUGUCUUCAAAAAUGUUGUUGGAAAACAUACUGUGAAAAUAAGAGCUAAAAAACGUUUUAGUGGAAAUUGGAGUGAAUGGAGUAAGCCCCACGAAUUUGGUCAAGAAGACCCUGAAGGCAAUCCUCUGACAUUUAUACUGCUGUCACUUCUUGGAGUAGCUUUCAUUAUGUUCUUUAUUAUGGGAUAUCUCUGCAAAAGGUAUCACAUGAUUCAUAAAAUAUUCCCUCCUGUCCCCCAUGUUAGAGACCAACUUAGUGACAAUUUUCAAAAAUAUGUCCAGGUAGUAUGGGAAGAAAAUAAAAUGCUUCCAGAACAAUGUAAAAUUGAAGAAAUACAGGUUAUAGAAAAAAAAGCAAACUAUCCAAAAAGCUAAAUAAGAUAUUUCAUUGGUUAAUAUUCUUAAAGAUUUUUUUUCUGAUCUUUUUCCUAACUUUUUUUUUCUUUUCUUCCAAAUAAUGUUUAUAGUAACACUCAGAGAGAAAUCAGCUGGCAAAUGUUUAACAGCUAACUCCUGGGGAAAAAAAUAAUGUACUCAUAUGCUUUUAAGCUUAAUUUGCAUUAUUAACAUCUUCAUUAUUUUUGUAACUCUAAACAACCAACAAAAUAAUAAAUCAAUCCCUAACUGGUAGUAUUUGCUCAUUUUUAAGUUGUAAUGGUCAAACUGACUUAUAUAACAAUUGGUUCUCAUAAAUCUAUAUGAGCUCGCACCAGAAUACCUUUGGAUAUGCCCACUUACUUAGGGCUAGACUUUUCCAAAACCUCAGUACCAGAACCUGAUGGCAUUAUCCCUUCUUUUGCUAAAUUAAAACUUUUUUUUCUCAUCUUUUUAGUCUCAACUUAAAUACCAAAAGGAA